UUCCCUUUUCCUUUUCCUUUUCCUUUUCCUCUUCCUUUUCCUCUUCCUUUUCCUCUUUCCUCUUUCCUCUUUUCUUCUUCUCCAUACUCUCAUAUCCCUCUCCUUCUCUCUCUCUCUCUCUCUCACUUUGCCAUCACUUCACAGCCUUCAUUCACCAUGGCCACUGACAUUGCAAACCCCAUCUCUCCUCCAUCAUCCAACAAGGCCGCGAUCAAUGGCGCUCUUCGCAAAAAGUUGCAGGGCUAUGUUGGUUUCGCCAACUUGCCAAACCAGGUCCACCGCAAGUCCGUCAAGAAGGGCUUCAACUUCACAAUCAUGGUCGUUGGUGAGUCUGGUCUCGGCAAAUCGACUUUGGUCAACACUUUGUUCAACGCCCCAUUGUAUCCUCCAAAGGAGUACGCCCCUCUUACGGAAGAGAGCCCAAAGACUGUUGGUAUCCAACUUUUCAGUACCGAUAUUGAGGAGAAUGGCGUUCGUCUGAAGCUCAACGUCGUCGACACUCCCGGUUUCGGUGACUUUAUCAACAACGAGGACAGUUGGAAACCCAUCCUAAAGACAAUCGAAGGCCGAUUUGAUGCCUACCUUGAGCAGGAGAACCGUGUCAACCGCAGCAAGAUCACCGACACCCGUGUUAACGCAUGUCUAUACUUCAUCGCCCCCACUGGCCACUCUCUCAAGGCUCUGGACAUUGAAUUCAUGAAGAGAUUGCACAACAAGGUCAACUUGAUCCCCGUCAUUGCCAAGAGUGACACCAUGACCCAUGAAGAAAUCGCUGCCUUCAAGGAGAGAAUUCUCUUGGACAUUGCUCACCAUGACAUUAAGAUCUAUCAUGCCCAGCACUAUGAUUCUGAUGACAUUGAAACUAUCAAUGAGACUAAGGAUGUCAUGAGCAAAAUCCCAUUCGCCAUUGUUGGUUCAGAUAAAGCUAUCGAGACCCCUGAUGGUCGCCAUGUCCGUGGCCGUAAGUACCCCUGGGGCGUCAUUGAGGUCGAUAAUGAGGACCACUGCGAUUUCGUAAAGUUGCGCCAGAUGCUGAUCCGUACUCACAUGGAGGAACUCAAGGAGUUCACAAACGAUAUCCAUUAUGAGAACUACCGCACAGAGAAACUCCUCGCCAUGGGCUACCAGCAAGACAACUCUGUCUUCAAGGAGAUUGAUCCCGUUGCCAAAUUAGAAGAGGAGCGUGCAAUGCACGAAGCCAAAUUGAUAAAGAUGGAGCAAGACAUGAAGCAUGUCUUCCAACAGAAGGUCCAAGAGAAGGAGGCCAAAUUGACACAGUCAGAGGCCGAGCUCUACGCCAAACACAAAGAGAUGAAGGACGCACUCGAGAAGCAGCGUCUAGAUCUCGAAGAAAAGAAGAGGAGGAUCGAACAGGGUCGUCCUAUCACUCCAGAAAAAACCAAGAAGAAGGGCUUUGGCUUUGCUGGAAAGUAAAAAAAAAGAAAAAAGUCCAACAUAGCACUCACUGUCUCAUCAAGUCUCUGGAACUAGGAAUGCCUUCCAUUUUCUCAACGCAACGUAUACCUCAAUCAAAUAUCGCAACUACAGCAGCGGCAUAAAAGGCGGGAUGUCAUUUUUUUUUUUUUAGAUAAUGUUCGUCUAGCCCUCCAACUCACAUUCUAAAC
Molecule: messenger RNA, 1625 nt
Organism: Lobosporangium transversale
Lineage: Eukaryota; Fungi; Mortierellomycota; Mortierellomycetes; Mortierellales; Mortierellaceae
Product: cell division control/GTP binding protein
Exons: 8
Coding region: 157-1434 (425 amino acids)
Biological process (GO): cytoskeleton-dependent cytokinesis
Cellular component (GO): cell division site; septin complex; cytosol
Molecular function (GO): GTPase activity; GTP binding; molecular adaptor activity
Source: RefSeq, a predicted model, not a curated record